AUGGGCCAAUUCUUGGCGGAUGAGCUCACAGCUCUGGGAGCCGAGGUGGAGCAACGUCCUCUGGGCAAGCAGCCUGGAAAGGAACACCUGGAGCUGCCCCCGGUUGUGAUCGCUAGAUACGGAAAUGAUAAGAACAAGAAGACCAUCCUUGUCUAUGGACAUUAUGACGUGCAACCCGCAUUGAAGGAGGACGGCUGGGCCACCGAGCCCUUCGAGUUGACCAUCGAUGAGAAGGACCGCAUGUACGGCCGAGGCUCCACCGAUGACAAAGGUCCCGUUCUGGGAUGGCUCAACGUGAUCGAUGCUCACCGCAAGGCCGGCAUCGAGUUCCCCGUGAACCUGCUGUGUUGCUUCGAGGGCAUGGAGGAAUAUGGCUCGGAGGGUCUGGAUGACUUUAUCAAGGCGGAGAGCAAGAAAUACUUCAAGGACACCGACGCCGUCUGCAUUUCCGAUAACUACUGGCUCGGCACCGAGAAGCCUUGCUUGACCUACGGCUUGCGUGGUUGCAAUUACUAUUCCAUCAGCAUUUCCGGCCCUGCCCAGGACCUGCACUCCGGUGUCUUCGGAGGCUCUGCCCACGAGCCCAUGACUGAUUUGGUCAACGUUCUGUCUAAGCUUGUUGAUCCCCAAGGUAACAUCUUGAUCCCCGGUCUCAUGGACCUGGUGGCCCCCCUCACCGAAGAGGAGAAGACCUUGUACCCUGACAUCAGCUACACCAUGGACAACUUGCACGAGUCGCUUGGUGCGGAGACUGGAAUCCACGCCACCAAGGAACGCACCCUCAUGGCUCGUUGGAGAUACCCUUCUCUCUCUAUUCACGGCGUUGAAGGCGCCUACUCGGCCCCCGGCGCCAAGACCGUCAUCCCCGCCAAGGUCAUUGGUAAAUUCUCGAUCCGUACCGUGCCCAACAUGGAGAGCGAAGAUGUAAACAAGCUGGUCUUUGAUCACAUCAAGGCUGAGUUUGCCAAACUGAACAGCAAGAACACUAUGGAUGUGUGGCUGCAGCACGAUGGCAAGUGGUGGGUCGCCAGCCCUAAGCACUGGAACUUCUCUGCUGCAGGCAAGGCUGUGAAGCAGGUCUUUGGCGUUGAGCCCGAUAUGACCCGUGAAGGUGGAAGUAUCCCUGUCACCUUGACUUUCGAGGAGGCUACUGGCAAGAACGUCUUGCUUCUCCCCAUGGGCAGCUCGACCGACGCCGCUCACUCUGUCAACGAGAAGCUUGACAAGCGCAACUACAUCGAGGGAACUAAAUUGCUGGGAGCUUACCUGCACUACGUUGCCGAAGAGCCCACCGUAUAA
Penicillium olsonii is the source of this 1299-nucleotide messenger RNA. The record is from the annotation of a GenBank genome assembly. NCBI's taxonomy places the organism in Eukaryota, Fungi, Ascomycota, Eurotiomycetes, Eurotiales, Aspergillaceae.